UUCCAAGACGGCAGGCGGCCACGGCUUGUUUUGGUUAACGAGCAGCGACUCCGGUGUUGUCUCGACCGCACGCAAACACCUGUUUCACGUGAAAGAUCAAUUGCCUCUACCGUUUUGUGCACUCGCCUCCCUAUCUCGGCAUUACCGCCUUGUCAGUGUAUACAGCUCAUUCUGGCCGUCAAGACUGAUACCAGUCACCAUGUCGAUCCUCCUACGCACUGCGCAGGAUGUCGUGGUUGCUGUCGGCACCACAGUCGAGCACACUGCUAAUCGCCUGCUUCCACCGAAGCAGCGCGAGCGUGCACUUGAAACUCUCCGCGCUUUCUCUGUGCGCAACCCUAAGCUUGCUUCGUUCCUUGCCGUGCAGACUGCCCUAGCUGGUCUCCCUGUCCUUCUAUUCCUCGUCUUCGCCGUUGCGACCCUCGUCAUCUCGCUCAUCACCUGCCUGUUUCUUGGCAUCAUCGCCGCCCUCGCAUUCACGCUCUUCACUACUGGGUUCGCCCUCCUCUUCGUGGUCCCUGUAGUUUUCAUUGGUAGCUGCACUGCCACUAUCGUCUUCCUGUGGUGUCUCGCUGGAUACCUGUUAGUGCAGCGACUCAAUGGUGGUGAGACGCCAGUCCACACCGCAACAACCGUUAGUGAUACGCUGAAUGGGCUAACGAGCGGAAGACUACACGAUCUAGCUGAUCGGGGAGAUUCGGACCUGCCGCAAGAAUGCCUGGCGGUGGAUUCGUCGAGUGACGAGAAAGUAUCCAUGGGGCGCGAGAGUGGGCGUAGAGAUCGCGAGACACGUAGUAGUCCACCACGUCGACGACAUCACGGGCAUACCAACGGGUCUGGUCACAGCAGAGAUGUUGUAGGAGAUGGUCAAGAGGGUGGAGCGCAACAUACUGAGCUUGGAUUGAGAGACAAUACCCACGCAGCGCGAGAUUGUUCUGAUGCUUACUUGGUCUCCUACGAACCUAGGGUGAGGAGUCAGGCCGACUGGAAGGCAGAAUUCCAGCAAACAGGCAUGUCUACAUGAGCUACAUUCCUAAAGAACACAGAAUGUAAUUGAGUUUAACGAUUAACGGAUUACAUGUGACUGCG
Messenger RNA from Boeremia exigua, 1089 nucleotides. RefSeq lists its product as uncharacterized. The transcript is spliced from 2 exons. The record is from RefSeq and is a predicted model, not a curated record. The coding region runs from base 200 to 1024 and encodes 274 amino acids. Lineage: Eukaryota; Fungi; Ascomycota; Dothideomycetes; Pleosporales; Didymellaceae.